Messenger RNA from Metschnikowia bicuspidata var. bicuspidata NRRL YB-4993, 885 nucleotides. RefSeq lists its product as uncharacterized. The transcript has a single exon. NCBI's taxonomy places the organism in Eukaryota, Fungi, Ascomycota, Pichiomycetes, Serinales, Metschnikowiaceae. The record is from RefSeq and is a predicted model, not a curated record. Bases 289 to 837 code for a protein of 182 amino acids.
AACCGAAAGUCGACAAACUACUAUUUACUUCGGCAUGACUCGUAUCCCACUGGAUCAUGAAAACAAGGCACAAAACCCGGAUACGAAGACCUGCUUUCAGGCAUACAAAGACCACCCCCAGCGUUUUGAUUGCUCGCCGAAUUUCGCGACGCUCUCCAAACCUCGCGUGGGCCAGGCGAACAGGCGCAUCACGUGACCCCGUUUCCCGGCCGCCACAAUCAUGGGUCCUGACCAGCUGGUUCCAAAAGUGGUGUAGCGGGCCCCGGCAGCCUUCUUCUUCCAAAGGAAAUGUGCAGAAUCCUUGCCGUUUCCAGGCAAAUGAGGCUUUGCAUCCAGGCACCUCCACAGGGGCGGGCCAAACAUGCGGCGUUUGUCGGGGGAGAUAUUUCGUUGCACCCAAAAGCCGUUGUUUUAGCGCGCUACAAUAGUACGUGGGGAAAUACACGAACAGACAAGGGUGGAUGGCCAUUGGUUCGUGGCAUCGUUUCUGGGGCGUCCGUUUUCCGGCGUCGUUUUGGGAAAUGCUGCUACAGGCUUAUUCUGUGGAAACAGUAUUUUUUCUGGUCAAACUCGCCACGAAACAUGAGAACCACUAAUUACGAGCCAACCAAUGGGCCCGUCCCGCGGCGGACGUACCAGGCACCUCGUAUCCGCAUAUUUAUGUUUCUUCUUUUUUUAGCCCGAAAAAGCUUGGCACGCCGCACGAGGCUCCGGGGCCCACAGACCCAUGUGGUUGGCGAGGACCACGGUACUGCACCCAACGCACUUGCAGCGGCCUGCACGAAUAGGGGCAACACAAGAAAAAGGGAGGGGAAACCAAAACAAAUACUCGGCUAAAGAUUCCCGCGCACCCCGAGCCCGCGAGAAUCCCCCGAAUUAUUCCGA